CGAUUCGACGUGGAGGUCCUUCAUGCUAUCAUUUGCCACACACUGAGGAUUCAAGUGCAAGGCUGCUGUCACUGUGAAGUUGCUGAACAAGACAAUGUCUGACAAGAACCAAACCUCAGACCUUUCUGAUGCACAUGAAGACGAAGAUAUCGCUGAUAUAGUGAAAGUUGAGAUAACAGAAGAUCUGUGUGUGAGACGUCAGCUGGGAGCCCAGAGUGAGGAAAACAGUGACAGUAUCGACCCAGAUGAAGAUUAUGCUGAUACAGUGAAAGGUGAAAUAACAGAAGAUCUGUGUGUGAGACGUCAGCUGGGAGCGGCGGAUGAGGAAACCAGUGACAGUAUCAGCUCAGGUGAAUUCACAAACAGUGCUGAUGCUUCUUUCAGUCUUCUUCAAAAUAAAAGAAGCCACGUGGGAUAUAUAUGUUCUGAAUGUGGGAAAUAUUUUACUUGGAAAUCGCAUCUAAAUAUUCAUCAGAAAAUUCAUACAGGAGAACGAGGAUUUUCAUGUUCUGACUGUGGGAAAUGUUUUACUACGAAAUCAUCUCUUAUUAGGCACCAGAAAAUUCAUGCAGGGGAGAAAACAUUUUCAUGCUCUGACUGUGAGAAAUGUUUUACUCUAAAAUCCCAUCUUACUGCGCAUCAGAAAAUUCAUACAAGAGAGAGAGGAUUUUUAUGUCCUGACUGUGGGAAAUGUUUUACUUUGAAAUCUUCUCUUAUUCGGCAUCAAAAGAUUCAUACAGGGGAAAAAGAAUUUUUGUGUUCUGAAUGUGGGAAGUGUUUUACUCAGAAAUCACAUCUCAUUAGGCAUCAUAUAAGUCAUUCAGGGCAAAAAGCAUUUUCAUGUUCUGAAUGUGGGAAAUGUUUUACCUUGAAGCCAGCUCUAAACACUCAUAUGAAAAUUCAUACAGGGGAGAAAGAUUUUGUGUGUUUUAAAUGUGGGAAAUGUUUUACUCAGCAAUCAACUCUUAUAAAUCAUCAGAGGGUUCAUAUUAAAGAAAAUCAGAGCUUAAACUCUAAGGCGUAGAGGCCGACACAUGGUUAUCAUCUGCACAAUGUCUAGAAUGCUGACGAUGACUACAUGUCCUCUGGGGGGGCACACUUUUUAGGCUGUUUGAGGUCCUGUUCUCAACCUCACCAGUUGCAAAGUGGCUAAAUGUGUUUUUUAUAGGCUUAAAUAGCCAAGUGAUCACUUGUUGUAAAUAAAAUGUGCAUUUACAAGAG
Bombina bombina (fire-bellied toad) is the source of this 1221-nucleotide messenger RNA. RefSeq names its product gastrula zinc finger protein XlCGF17.1-like. The transcript is spliced from 5 exons. Gene Ontology annotation, molecular function: DNA-binding transcription factor activity, RNA polymerase II-specific; RNA polymerase II cis-regulatory region sequence-specific DNA binding. NCBI's taxonomy places the organism in Eukaryota, Metazoa, Chordata, Amphibia, Anura, Bombinatoridae. Gene Ontology annotation, biological process: regulation of transcription by RNA polymerase II. The coding region runs from base 95 to 1024 and encodes 309 amino acids. The record is from RefSeq and is a predicted model, not a curated record.